Messenger RNA from Auxenochlorella protothecoides, 2328 nucleotides. RefSeq names its product Zinc-binding alcohol dehydrogenase domain-containing protein 2. The record is from RefSeq and is a predicted model, not a curated record. Gene Ontology annotation, molecular function: oxidoreductase activity; calcium ion binding. Gene Ontology annotation, biological process: photosynthesis. Bases 1 to 2328 code for a protein of 775 amino acids. The transcript is spliced from 11 exons. Gene Ontology annotation, cellular component: extrinsic component of membrane; photosystem II; photosystem II oxygen evolving complex. NCBI's taxonomy places the organism in Eukaryota, Viridiplantae, Chlorophyta, Trebouxiophyceae, Chlorellales, Chlorellaceae.
AUGGGGGUCGGAUACCUCCCUUGGAUCCCCGUAUCCCCUGCGAGCGCCGCUCGCUCCCCACCCUCCCAGCCCGUGAGGGCGUACUUGCCACCUGCCUCGACACCAGGCUUUGUACAGUACACCCCAGAUGAGAAGAAGACCCCCGCCAUCCGAGCGGGUGUGAUCAAGCCUGACCCCUCCUUCUAUACCUUUGUCCUCCCAGAGAACUGGUCGGAGGGGCUCAUUCUCAAUAUCCUCUCGGGCAACUUCUGCAUGCCCCGCUGCGACGAGCCUUGGUACGAAGCCCUCUUCCAAAAUCAGGCAGAGGGCAAAGCACAGCUCAUCGUGGCUCCACUGUUCCGGCUUAUCUCCAAAGCCGGAGCCCAGCUGAGCGACAUUGGGCCGCCAGAGCGGGCCAUUGAGAAGGUUGGCAACUAUGUCACAGGCUCGUCCCUGGAAGCCGAGGAUGAUGUGAUCAGCGCGACUUCCAAGACUCUCUCGGAUGGGCGCACCUACUACAUCUAUGAACUCAACGCCCUGCAGGCCAAGGACGGACCCCACAUCCUGGCGUCCCUCACCAUCAAAGGGGACCAGGCCUACCUCUUUGUGGUUGCCGAUGUCAGCGAUGCGGGGGCUCGUGCCACCGCCGACCUGGCAGGCCCAAAUGCAACCCCAGUGUACUGCGAUGUGGCCUCGUCGGCGUCCCAGGAGGCUGCAUUCGCUGACCACAUCCGUCGCAACGGGGGCCUCGACAUCGCCGUGCUGAAUGCCGGGAUCCCUGAGAGAGGCGACCUGCUCAGUGCACAGGACGACUCCUGGCGCCCCACCCUGGACAUCGAUCUGGGCGCGGUGCUCGACGGCAUCCGCCUGGCCAGCCAGGCCAUGGCCCCCGCCGGCGGGCGGCGGGAGGGGCGGCAGGGCGUCCUCAUCACCGUGGCGAGCGCCGGCGGUUUCUUCUCCAUGCCCUUCUCCCCCGUCUACGCUGCGGCCAAGGCGGGCGUGGUGCACGCCACGCGCUCCGUGGCCAAGCCUCUCCUCGAGCGCAACAUCCGCAUCUGCGCGCUCUGCCCCGAGUUUGUGGACACGCCGCUGGUCGCUGAGGCUCGUGCCCAGAGCGGGCCCCAGUCCCCGUUUUACAGAGCAACGGCGGGCACCCUGCUCACCGCAGACAAGGUGGCAGAGGCGGCGCACGUGCUCAUCACCGACCCCAAUCGCGUCGGCCAGUGCCUCGUCCUCCGCAUGACCGGGGAGUGGAUGGAGGCGGUGCCCCCUUCUCAAACACUCCAGUACAUCCCUCGCCCCGCCACCUCCACCAGCCCCAUCGUGCCGGCCUGGCGCGAGUGGGCCACGCAGGGCCUUGCCGGCGGCCGCACCACGCGCACCGUCAUGAUACGGCGGCUGUCCAACGACUUCCGCGCCGCAACACGGCUCGAGACGCGGCCCGUGCCCGCCCCCGGCCCAGGCCAGGUGCUGCUGCGCACCGUCUACGCCGGGAUCAACGCCUCCGACAUCAACUACACGUCGGGGAAGUACCACGCCUCCACCGCUGCGGCCGAGGCCCAGCUGCCCUUCCCCUCCGGCUUCGAGGCGGUGAGCGUGGUGGCGGAGGUGGGGCCCGGGGUCAAGCACCCGCGCCCGGGCCAGGCCGUGGCCACCAUGGUGUCGGGCAGCUUCUCGGACUACACCCUCGUCCCCGCCCGCGCCUGCCUGGACGUGCCGGGUCCCUCACCAGAGUACGUGGCCCUGCUCACCUCGGGCCUCACCGCCAGCAUCGGUGCGAGGGGAUCUACUCGGCUGGCCAAGCUGGCGGGGUGCCACGUCAUCGCCACGGUGGGGUCGGAGGACAAGGCGCGCCUGAUCCGGUCCCUGGGCGCGAACCGCGCUGUCAACUACCGCACCGAGGACCUGAAGGCGGUGCUGCGCGCCGAGUACCCGCGCGGCGUGGACGUGGUUUGGGAGUCGGUGGGCGGCGAGUGGUUUGGCACCUGCCUCAACGCGCUGGCGCAGAAGGGGCGGCUGAUCGUGAUCGGGGCCAUGAGCCAGUACAAGGGGCCCGACGGCUGGAAGCCGAUGCCGCACCGUGGCCUGCCGGAGAAGGUGCUGAACAAGUCCACCACCGUGACAGGGUUCCUGCUGCUGCACUACACGCACGAGUUCAGGCGCCACCUGGCCCUCCUCAUCAGCCUGUACAGCGCCGGCAAGCUGAAGAUCAUCCUGGACUCGCCCGAGCAUGUGGGCAUCGAGGCUGUGCCCGCUGCCGUCGACCGGCUGCAGAGCGGGCAAUCAUCUGGAAAGGUGUACGUGCGCAUCAGCGAGGACACCCUGCCGCCGGUGGGAGCCAAGCUGUGA